CUUCAAAGCCCCGCCCCCCCGGCUUGGCACAGGCCCCGCCCCUUUCCAUCUGAGGGGCGACAGAAGGGCGCCUGGGGCAAGAUGGCGGUGAAUCAGAGCCACACGGAGAACCGCCGCGGGGCUUUCAUUCCUUCCAGCGACAGUGUCUUGAUGCAGUCUCAGGAUGUGGACCUCUCCUUCCCACAGCAACCAGAGAGAUCCAGUCUCUUCAGUGGGACAAAGAGGGGGACACUGUUUCUCACUUCAUACCGGGUGAUCUUCGUGACUUCACACUUAGUCAGUGAUCCCAUGUUUUCUUUCAUGAUGCCAUUUGAUCUGAUGAGUAACUGCACCGUUGAACAACCGGUCUUUGCUGCCAACUACAUUAAAGGGACUAUUCAGGCAGCUCCGGAUGGUGGCUGGGAAGGACAGGCUACUUUUAAAUUAGCCUUCAGAAAAGGAGGUGCCAUCGAAUUUGCCCAGCUGAUGGUGAAAGCUGCCUCUGCCGCUGCCAGAGGAGUUCCACUUGGAAGUGCAAGUUACUGGUUCAGCCCUCCAGGACUGCUUGUAGUUACUGGGCAGGGGAACAUGAUGUGCACUCAACAGAUGCCUUGUCCAGGCAGGAUAUGGACCCCCACAGGCAGGAUAUGGACCCCCACAGGCUGGAUAUGGACCCCCACAGGCUGGAUAUGGACCCCCACAGGUGGAAUAUGGACACCUGCCAUGGGGAUACGGACCCCCACCAGCAGGAUACGGACCCCCACCUGUGGGAUCUGGAGCCCCACCAGGAGCAUACAGAGCCCUGCCUGUGGGAUACGGAGCCCUCCCAGCCGGAAACGAAACCUUACCGACUGGAAGUGA
Molecule: messenger RNA, 840 nt
Organism: Neofelis nebulosa (Clouded leopard)
Lineage: Eukaryota; Metazoa; Chordata; Mammalia; Carnivora; Felidae
Gene: WBP2NL
Product: WBP2 N-terminal like
Exons: 6
Coding region: 82-840 (252 amino acids)
Biological process (GO): positive regulation of DNA-templated transcription
Cellular component (GO): nucleus
Molecular function (GO): transcription coactivator activity; chromatin DNA binding
Source: RefSeq, a predicted model, not a curated record